Messenger RNA from Anoplophora glabripennis (Asian longhorned beetle), 650 nucleotides. RefSeq lists its product as uncharacterized. Bases 171 to 548 code for a protein of 125 amino acids. The transcript is spliced from 3 exons. NCBI's taxonomy places the organism in Eukaryota, Metazoa, Arthropoda, Insecta, Coleoptera, Cerambycidae. The record is from RefSeq and is a predicted model, not a curated record.
UAUUUUAGCUCACUUUUAAUGAAACGAAGGCAUGCCUUUUUAAAAAGAAAAUAUCCGGUACUCCCAGAGAAGAUUAUUUAGCUCACAUUGACGAAUGUAACAGAGAAUCAGUAAAACAAUCUAAAAGUUGUUUAGCAGAGUCGCAACGCUAUUUCCCGGAUUUAUUAUUAAUGUAUUAUAAAUCUAUCAUCAACUUUAGGUAUGAAAAUUACGACAUUAUAAAUGAUGACUGCUUUUCUAAAUUCAGGAAUACGAAAGUACAAACUGACUAUUAUCAAUGUCUCAAGGAAGGUGUUAUUCGUAUUGGCGAUUCCCCUCGAAUACCCGACACUAAGGAGGUAUUUUGUCAGAAAAUCGUAGAAACACCUUCCUGUUUCAUGAAUUUUAUAAAGGAAAAUUGCAACAAUACAGCUGCAGUUAAAAAAGUUGUAAAAGAUUAUAUCGUAGUUGUCAAGAAUGUUUGCAAAACAAAUAAAGCCGUACAAUGUGGCACAUUUAAACCAUUUCUCAUAGUUACACUUAUAUAUUUAAUAAAGCUUUUAUUUUAGCAAAAACUAUCUAUAUACUUCAUAUGUCUGUAUCAAAGUGUUUGACAUUUUAAUAAUCCUACACAAAAUAUAUUACAUAAAUGAUGAACAAAUGUAUAUUGU